Molecule: messenger RNA, 3221 nt
Organism: Tarenaya hassleriana
Lineage: Eukaryota; Viridiplantae; Streptophyta; Magnoliopsida; Brassicales; Cleomaceae
Product: protein LONGIFOLIA 2-like
Exons: 5
Coding region: 198-3014 (938 amino acids)
Biological process (GO): regulation of monopolar cell growth
Source: RefSeq, a predicted model, not a curated record
UCUUCACCUGAUUAAAAAAAAAAAAAUCAGAAACCCAGAAAGAAAAAAAACAGAGCAGAGGAAGAAACACAGAUGGAGAUGCAAGAACAGGGAAUCUAAAGUUUGAUGAAUCGUGUCGCCUCCUGAGAGCAUAUAUAUAUACACAACACAUAUAUAUUUGUUCUGGGCAGAGAAACACAAAGGAGAGAAAGAAAGAGAUGUCUGCCAAGCUUCUAUACAACCUGUCUGAUGAGAACCCUAAUAAUCUGCACAAGCAAAAUGGAUGCAUGAACGGAAUAUUCCAGGUGUUUUACCGGCAACAUUAUCCGGCGAGACGGGUCCUCGGCCAUUACCACAAGACCCUGUCUCCUCCAGGUGAAACCAGUUUGGCCAAUGAUAAUGAGAAGGACAAGACUAUGGAGAAGAAGGCAACAAAGGAGAAGCAACGGGUCUCCACUGAAUCGUCAUCAAGGCCCUCGUUUUCAUCUUCACCACGCUCGUCCAGCUUCUCAUCUGCAGAUGUCAGCAUGGCUUCUCAGUUUGAAUCCCCGCCUAUGACUCAGACUGACAACAGUGCGAAUUCCAUCAGAGAAGCACCCAAUAGAUCGCCUUGGCGGGGCAGUCUCACGCAAUGUGACCUUAGGGAACUGGUGAAAGGCUUCAUCCACAGAGAUACAAAAGCCAAAGAUGAAGUAGCCAUGGCUUGUGUGUCUCUUCUCAAAGAUCUGCCAUCUCAGAGUUCCAGCGAAUGGAACGAAGGCCGACGAGUAGCUCACCUCAAGGGUAGUCCUCGGCUCUCUUAUGAUGAGAGGGACUCGAGGAACAAUGGGUACAAGACCGCCACAAAACCGAGGGAGCUUCCGAGGUUGUCAUUAGACAGUAGAACAAACUCCUUCAGAAGUUCUAGAGCCGAUGCACGAUCCAAUUCCCCACUGGAAGAUGGGAACGGACAAGAGCCUGCAACUCACAGGAGAACGACAUCGAGUGUUGUUGCCAAGCUGAUGGGUUUGGAAGUUCUUCCUUAUACUACAACAAGUGAGCAUGAUUGCUUGUCAGGACCGCCGGUUAAGGCUGAUAACAACAGUCAGAACCUCUUUUGCGACUCUUCCAGGCCUUUCCACGGGGAAGCAGCACGACAAAGAUCAAGAGGUGCAGAUUCGAUCAAGAAGAUGACUCCUGCUUCCAAAUUUCCUAUUGAGCCAGCUCCACGGAAGCAGGAAGAUGACAUCAAAGGUCAAAAUCCAUCUCAUAAAACCCAAGCCAAAGCAGCUGACUCUGCGCUGACUGUGUACGCGGAAAUCCAGAAGAGGCUGAUGCAGCUCGAGUUCAAAACGUCUGGAAAAGAUCUCAGAGCUCUUAGACAAAUACUUGAAGCAAUGGAGAAUACGCAGCAAUUGAUCAAUAGCAGAAAAGACGACACUCUGAAUUCGACCACGCUGGCACGCAAUAGAUCCACUCCUGUCCAAAGAACUCAGAAGCCAACACCAGCUGUUACAGUAGCAACAACCCCAUCAAGGAACUUCAGGUCUUCGAUUGUUGUAAUGAAACCUGCUCAAGUUCUUCAAGAGUCAAAAAAUGUUGCCUUAUCAAAUCUCCAGAAUGGCAACUCCAGACAAAUCCGAAAGGGCAUGCAAGGAAAGCAAAUGGCCAUGGAUCUAACACCCAGGCCGGGGCUCUACAAGGGUCAACUUGAUUCCACAGUGAAGAACACUAGCGGGGGGACAUUACGACUAAUGCGAACUUCAGCAGAGUCUUGUUCUUCGAAAAGUGACAUGGCCAAGUCGGGCAGGAGCGAACAUAGCGUUGGCCCGAGACUGCAACAAAAGAAACUCGGAUUUGAAUGGCAGCCCCAGCCCACAACUCCCACACCCGAGGCAAGCAAGACCCAAAGGCCGCUCAGUAGGCAGCAGACCCCGAGAAGAAAACAAGGAACAAAGACUUGUAAUCUGCCGCAAUCUGAUGACCGGAUGAGUGAUGCAAGCAGUGACCUGAGAAGUCUGAGUCACCAAAGUGAAGCAAAAUCACUAAGAUCUGACAGCAACAUAAGUUCAGUUGCAAAUGCUUGCAUUGAGGUUACAAACAGAUACAGGUUCGAGAGGCCCUGUGACAACCCCGAGCAGCAAACCCCAAAACAAAGGAGCCCAGAGUUGGGAUUUAAGCAAGAGAGGCCCAUGCUAAAACCUGUGAAAGUUACGUUGGAGCAGCCGAGCCCAGUUUCAGUUCUCGAUGCAGCCUUCUAUGAAGAUGAAUCACCAUCCCCUGUCAGGAAGAUAUCCACUGUCUUUAAAGAGGAUGAUGUUCUAAGUGCUGAAGAAGCCGAAUGGAUAAAGGAGGAUACGAGUCAGACACCUACUGGCUUCAGAAGACCCAUCGUGUUGCCUGACUUUGUUGAAGGCUUCAUGGAUGAAGUUGCAUUCACCUGUGACAUAAAAAACGCUGACCACAAAUACAUCUCAGAGAUAUUGUUAUCAUCAGGGCUUCUGAGAGAUCUAGAAUACAGCAUGAUAAGCAUUCAGUUGCACCAAUCACGCCUUCCAAUCAACCCCAGCCUAUUCUUCGUCCUGGAACAAAAUCAGGCAAGUGAUUUCAUUUUACAAGACAGGCAGAGAGGUAAAAGGAUUGGCCAGGUGAACCGUACUGAGAAAAUCAGAAGGAAACUCUUGUUUGACACCAUCAAUGAAAUUCUAGCCCAAAGAUUUGUAGCAGAAGGCUGUAUCAAGCCACACAUAAAAUCAAGCCCACUUACAGAGAAAAGAUCAAGAGGGAAGUACCUUCUGCGAUCUCUGUGUUCAGAGAUUGAUCGGUUGCAAGCUAACAACUCAAAGUGUAGCUUGGAUGAUGAUGAAGAAGAUAUCAUAUGGGAAGACCUGCAAAAUCAAGGAAUGAGCUGGAGAGAUUUUGAAGGAGAAACUCCGGCGAUAGUUUUAGACAUUGAGAGAAUGAUGUUCAAGGAUAUGAUUAAUGAAGUUGUGACGAGUGAGAUAACAGCAGUUCGAGGAAGGUUUAGCAGACAACCCAGGCAAUUGUUCUCAUGAUAGGUUUUCUUACCUGUUUCAGAAUAGCAUACUACUAAGAUGUUUUCUUUCCCCUGAAGAUAGUGCAGAGAGAUAAGUGAAGCAUAUCAACUCUAAAGUUUAUUUCCAAGUUGAUACUAAUCACUAAUGUGUAGGCAGAUUGCUUCUUUCUACCUCAUGUAAAUCUGCUGUCGAACCUUACUAAGGUAUGUGUAUAACGGCAAUCAA